AUGGGCUACGAUCACGCAGAACAGAGAGAGGUGCAUCCUCCAGGUACCGACUCCUCCACCGGUUCCGCUGGAACGGCAAAUGCAAGUGACAACAGCUUGAGUAAAGAGUGGGAUGGGCCACGAGAGAGCAAUCAGUCGGUGGCCUCAGAAGGUAACAACGAUGGCGCAGGAGAGCGCAAACGUCAUCACAGAAGACAUCUUGAAGCACCAAAGCUGAGGUUAAGGGCGGCUGAUGAUGACCUUCCCACCGACUGGUGGUUUGCUUCGACUGCCAUACCUCUGUUGGCCGCAACAUUCGCUCCCAUGGCAAACAUGAUUUCCAUCGAAGCCUUGGUCGUCGCUUGGAGAAACAACGUCGUCGAUCCAGAUGACCCCAUAUACUACCAAGCCACUUCGGUUGGCUACCCGGACCCGGCAUGGUGUAUCAAUCUCAAUAUUGCCUCCCUUGUCUGCGGCUUUGUGGGAAACCUUUUUUUACUCCUUAACUUUACAAAACGUGUUCGCUAUAUUGUUGCGCUUCCGGCGACCAUCAUUCUCUUUUAUGUCUCGGCAGCUAUCUUGAUCGGCAUUACUGUGUCCAUGCACGUAUAUGUUCCACCGGGUCAAGACCAAGUCUACUCGCAGGGUUUCUGGAAUGCUGUUAUUGCUGCUUGCCUAUACAUGUUCAAUUCCAUGAUCCUGAUGGUCAACAUGGGGGGUUACUUUCUGGGUCACUAUCCGCAACACUUUACCUUGACCGACGAACAACGUAACCUCAUUUUGCAGACCAUGAUGUUCUUCAUCUGGCUCGCAGGCGGAGGAGGUGUUUUCUCGAGGAUCGAAGGUUGGGGCUAUCCGGAUGCUGUCUACUUCUGCGAUGUCACAAUCCUAACUGUCGGCUUUGGAGAUUACUACCCGACGAGCAAUCUCGGGCGAGGUCUCGUCUUUCCUUUCUCGGUAGGUGGUAUCAUCAUCUUGGGUCUUAUGGUUAGCUCCAUCUCCAAAUUUGCUGGAGAACUAAGCACCGUCAAUGUGCUCCGCAAGCAUGUCGAGAACAGACGUCUCAAUACCCUCUCUAGGGUUGUCACUGUCGAGACCGCGGAAGAGGAUAAUCGGCGACAAGAUCUUGAAAAGAAAGUUGAGAUUGAGUUGAACCAUGGUAGAAAGCUUUCAAUCUCAGCUCCGAUACCUGACCCUCGGAUCGAACGGAAUCUGGACCGUGAAGCACAUGGCGGUCUGGAAACCGGUUUGUCGACAGGUCGAGACAACGACCAAGACCAGCAGAUUACUGCACGGCAGAUUGGGUUUGAAGAUACGACUGCUGAGACUCUCAAACAGGCCGACGAAAGUCUACCUCACCCUCGGCAGUUUCUGAAACAUGAUUUCCACAAAGGACCUGUUCAUGCUACGUUGAAGCUGCUGGCUAAGCCCGUCAACGAUCUCAGGAGAGUAAGGACCAGAGGCCACAAAGUCAUUCUUAUGAGAGAAGAGAGAGAUAAAUUCAACGCUAUGCGCGAUAUCCAGGAAGACGCGAAGAAGUUCAAGCAGUGGUUCGCCCUUUUCGUGUCAACGAUUGCCUUUGGCGUUCUUUGGUGUAUAGGCGCGGUCGUCUUCUGGCAGGCGGAGCAAAAUACCCAAGGAUUGACUUAUUUCGAAGCUUUGUAUUUCUGCUAUGUGAGCUUGCUCACCAUCGGAUAUGGCGAUCUCAGUCCCAAGAGCAACGCUGGCAAGCCUUUUUUUGUGGUAUGGUCGUUGAUUGCAGUACCAACCAUGACGAUCCUGGUUUCUGAUAUGGGCGACACCGUCAUCUCUAGCUUCAAGCGAGGCACUUUCCUUCUUGGAGAUAUGACAGUUCUGCCAAAGAAGGGUUUCUGGCAUGAUCGCAUCAACUCGAAUCCCUGGCUGUACCAAUGGAUGAGCAAACGAGUGGAGAAGCGUCGACGAAAAAAGGGUCUACCAGUCGGGCCCGAUGAAACAGAUGCUUCCCCCAUUGUGAGCAUCGAGGAGCUUGCUGCCGAAGAGCUCAAUGAAACCGAAUUGACCCAGCGUUUAGCAUGGGCGAUUCGGAAGACCGCAGAUGAUCUACAGCACGCGCCACGCAAGCGUUACAGCUACGAGGAAUGGGCUGAGUUCACUAGGCUUAUCCGGUUCACCCGGAACGGUCUCGAGCAGCUACAGUUCGACGAAGAGACAGACGGCGUGGUUGAUUGGGAUUGGCUCGAGGAAAGCAGUCCUAUGCUCAGCGGGCAAACCGAGUCCGAAUGGAUCCUUGAUAGGUUAUGCGAGAGUCUCCUCCGCCUUCUGAAGAGGCACAUGAUGGGCUUUGAUACGGCGCUUAGCCGUUCUGCAACGGACCUUACCACAUACUCACUCUCUCGGCAAGUCACGCGGCAGGAAUUGGGUGAUGCGAUCAAGAGCAAACAAGACAAAGGCAAAGCCGUACAGCCCUCACCCCCAAGCAAGCGACAAGAGCGCCGACGACGUGCUUCUGGAGCUGAUGCUGUUUUGGCCUUCCUUACUGGACCGCGGGAAGGCGAACGCGCACGAGAGACGGAAGCACCACAAUGGAGCUCACGUGCUAAAACCAAAGCUGAAAAACGACGUGCUAAGGAUGCACACAAAAAGAGGCGUGGUCCCUUCAGCAAACUCGAAUCUCGAGUGACUGGCACGGUCGGUGGCGGACGUGGCGGCGCUGGUAUGCGUACGCUCAAGAAGCGGCAUAUGGAUUUCGAUGCCGAUUCAGCGGACUAA
Exophiala spinifera is the source of this 2730-nucleotide messenger RNA. RefSeq lists its product as uncharacterized. Gene Ontology annotation, molecular function: potassium ion leak channel activity. The transcript has a single exon. NCBI's taxonomy places the organism in Eukaryota, Fungi, Ascomycota, Eurotiomycetes, Chaetothyriales, Herpotrichiellaceae. Gene Ontology annotation, biological process: potassium ion transmembrane transport; stabilization of membrane potential. Gene Ontology annotation, cellular component: membrane. The coding region runs from base 1 to 2730 and encodes 909 amino acids. The record is from RefSeq and is a predicted model, not a curated record.